GGUCCUCACAGUCAGUGACGUAAUUCCCCAGCGACUGAGACAUAUUCAAAACAUUAAUCCGUUUGAUAUUUGGGUAUUACAAUCGCAUUUUCUCCAGGAGCUUAAACAUAAUGGCAUUGGAAACGGUCCCCAAAGACCUUCGCCAUCUGCGUGCCUGCCUUCUCUGUUCUUUAGUGAAGACCAUUGACCAGUUUGAAUACGACGGAUGUGACAACUGUGAGUCGUACCUUCAGAUGAAGGGGAACCGAGAGAUGGUUUAUGAAUGCACAAGUUCCUCGUUUGAUGGCGUAAUAUCCAUGAUGAGUCCUGAGGACAGCUGGGUAGCUAAAUGGCAGAGGAUAGGCAACUUCAAGCCAGGCGUAUAUGCAGUGUCAGUGACAGGAAGACUACCUCCAGGUGUGGUGAGAGAGUUGAAAAGCAGAGGAGUGAUCUACAAAUCCAGAGAUACAGCAGUGAAGUCAUAAACCUGGCUGCUUCCAGUUGUCUGACUAGCCACACCAGAGCAGUAUCCUACUGCAGCACCAACUCCUGGAAGACAUAACAACAGCGGGACUCAAUUUGAUCAUGUCUGUGAUGUCUUAUGGGAUUGCCCUCCAACUGUUCAAUUUUUGUUUGUUGUGAUUGGAAAUAUUAGCAUGCAUGCUUACAUGGGGAGAAGUGGAUGUCUUUUAUUUCUUUGAUUAAUUAAGAAAAAAAUAAAGGUCUGUUUUUAUUAGAAAUGUGAGUAUUUGUUUUUAGCACAGUAACCCGUAAACACAGUGAGAUUUGUUGAUUCAGGUACAAGCAGUGUGUUAUUCAGUAGACAGUGAAAUGCUGUGGGUUUCAGAUCGUUCCCAGUGCCAAAGAUGAUACAGCACAAUUCCAGUUCCCCUAGAAAAUGACCCUAAAAACAGCUUCCCAAAAGUCCAUGAAAAAAAACUGCAAAAAACAAAGCUCGUCAAAGUCCACUGUGUACAGUAUUCAAUAACUAGUUUGCUCAAUACAACAAAUUGGUGUAUAGAGUGUAUAUGACAUGAAGACACUGAACAUUGUUCAGAAAGUUCUUUGUAUUCACAGAGAAAUCCCCCUAGUGUAGCUACUGAACAAGCGACUGAUUGGAAACCCCACAGAGGAGGAACUGAACAGUUUAUCAUUUCUGUUUUGAACAAAUACUAAUAAAACAUCCUUGUAUUA
Perca fluviatilis (European perch) is the source of this 1173-nucleotide messenger RNA. It is a transcript of the gene supt4h1, whose product is annotated as SPT4 homolog, DSIF elongation factor subunit. Gene Ontology annotation, molecular function: RNA polymerase II complex binding; zinc ion binding. Gene Ontology annotation, biological process: mRNA processing; positive regulation of DNA-templated transcription, elongation; chromatin organization. Lineage: Eukaryota; Metazoa; Chordata; Actinopteri; Perciformes; Percidae. Bases 111 to 464 code for a protein of 117 amino acids. Gene Ontology annotation, cellular component: DSIF complex; nucleus. The transcript is spliced from 5 exons. The record is from RefSeq and is a predicted model, not a curated record.